This is a messenger RNA of Rhipicephalus microplus (southern cattle tick), 795 nucleotides long. RefSeq lists its product as uncharacterized. Gene Ontology annotation, molecular function: metalloendopeptidase activity. Lineage: Eukaryota; Metazoa; Arthropoda; Arachnida; Ixodida; Ixodidae. The record is from RefSeq and is a predicted model, not a curated record. Gene Ontology annotation, biological process: membrane protein ectodomain proteolysis.
GUUAGAGUAUGUCCCCAGUGCAAGGACAUGAGGCACACUUGUUCUACCCAGUGCUUCAAAUAGUGCGUGCUACUAGAGAGAGGAAUGGGCUACCAACGCUUCCUGGUGUUUGUUUCGUUGAAGGCCUUCUUGACAUGCCUCUCUAUUGUCGAGUGCACGCAACCGCAAGUUGGUUUCACAAUUGAGGCAUACGUCAUUGUCGACAGCGUAUUAAAUAGGCACAUAAAAGAAGCAGGAAACACAGUGCAGAUGUAUCUGCUUCAGUUAUCUAGGCAGCUUAACUUUAUAUUAAAACAGCUUCCACGCCCUGGUUCACUCGUCAUCACGGGAUUUCAUGCUACAGAUGCGCGCAUGGAUCCUUACAGGAUACCCGUAGACGGAAGUGACCUCGUCUCCACUAAGGUGUCAUCAGAAGCUGCUUAUUACACCUAUAUUACAAAUAUUAACUUAGUAGCCGAUGUCGUGCUCGUAUUUAUCGGACGGACUAUGUAUGGUUACGUUGACUGGAGGCAAGUAAUUGUCAAUGGUAUCACCGCUAUAAAAUCAGCUUGCUCACGAAGGAACGUUGUCGUUAUCUCGGGAAACAGAGACUUCAAGUUGGUUGUUUCGACGGUCGCUCAUGAACUGGGACAUGCUCUAGGUGCUGUUCACGACGGGGUCGAUACAUCGAAGCAUUGUUCAGCAAGUGAGCGGCACCUAAUGGCUCCAUCCUUGGGUUUCAACCGAAUGUUGACAUUUUCUAUAUGCAGCAAGAAAGACAUCGCAACAUUCUUGUCGUAAGUUUUCUCAUAACAU